UUGAGUUAUAGACAAGCAUCAUCUUGGAUGUUACACCUGCAGAGAGUGUGAGGGUCAGAGGGCUCCAUAAGGAUUUGUCUGGGGAGCGGAGCAAUACCAUGGUUCUCUGCAUAGGUUCACAGACUCUUCACUGAGUUAUAUGCCUCUGAAUACUUAAUAAAAUUGUCCUUUAUUUUAUGUGUAUUGCUGUAAGCAGAGAAUGCUUUCACUAGUCCCAUGGAUGGUAUGGGUCUCGUCUGUCUGCUUUCUACAAGGCAGGCCUGGGUCCUGUAAGGAGAUUAAGCUACCUAGCAGGGUAGGGAAGGCCCCUUCCCCAUCUGACUUUCUGGAUAAACUUAUGGGAAGGACAUCUGGGUAUGACGCCCGCAUUAGACCCAACUUCAAAGGUCCUCCUGUGAAUGUCACCAUUAACCUCUUCAUCAACAGCUUUGGAUCCAUCACAGAAACCACAAUGGAUUAUCGUCUCAAUGUGUUUCUACGUCAACAAUGGAAUGACCCGCGACUGGCCUAUAAGGAGUACCCUGAUGACUCUCUGGACCUGGAUCCUUCCAUGUUGGACUCCAUCUGGAAACCUGACCUUUUCUUUGCCAAUGAAAAGGGGGCAAACUUUCACGAAGUCACCACAGACAACAAACUGCUGCGGAUAUUCCAAGAUGGGAAUGUCCUCUACAGUAUCAGGUUAACUCUGAUCCUGUCCUGCCCCAUGGAUCUGAUGAAUUUCCCCAUGGACAUUCAGACGUGCUCUAUGCAGCUGGAAAGCUUUGGCUACACCAUGAAUGACCUGUGUUUCCAGUGGCUGGACAUUGGUCCUGUCCAGGUGGCUGAUGACCUGAUGCUUCCUCAGUUUGUGUUGAAGGAGGAGAAAGACUUGGGCUACUGCACCAAGCACUACAACACAGGUAAAUUUGCCUGCAUUGAGGUAAAGUUCCACCUGGAGAGACAGAUGGGCUACUACCUGAUCCAGAUGUACAUCCCCAGCCUGCUAACCGUUAUCCUCUCCUGGGUCUCCUUCUGGAUCAACAUGGAUGCCGCCCCAGCUAGAGUGGGCCUUGGUAUCACCACAGUGCUCACCAUGACAACCCAAAGCUCUGGGUCCAGGGCAUCCCUGCCUAAGGUGUCUUAUGUGAAGGCCAUUGAUAUCUGGAUGGCUGUGUGUCUUCUUUUUGUGUUCGCUGCACUGCUGGAGUAUGCAGCAGUAAACUUUGUUUCACGGCAGCACAAAGAGUUCUUCAGACUGAGGAAAAGGAUCAAAGAACAACAGCGGCAGACAACUCAGAGAAGUGGAAGUGGGGAGAGCAGCCAAGUGAAAGGUAACAACUUGCCAGGCAACAACUCCUCCCAGGGGACCCUGCCUGGCCCUCAGCAAUGCAGCGUCUGUGCCAGGGAGCAGGAGCUGGUGGAGCAGAGCCAAGCCUAUUUUCUCCAUAGUUAUGGAGUAGCAGGCGAUGCACCACCAGAGAUGGACGCCCCGAUCUUUCAGGCCUUACCUCAUGGGUUCCCACUGUAUGACAUCCGCAGGCAGUUUGUAGAUCGGGCAAAAAGAAUCGACACCAUAUCUAGGGCUGUGUUCCCUCUGAGUUUUCUCUGCUUCAAUGUUUUCUAUUGGCUCACCUACAAAGUGCUGCGGAAUGAAGCCAUCCGAGCUACUCUGUGACAAACCAACACGAGGACUGAAUUACAGCACUAAAAACCAAUACGGAGUUGAACCUAGUCUUCCACAGAACACUUUUACAGACAAUGUCAAAUCCAUUCAUUGUGCCAAUGGAAAAAUAAUUGACUGCAUGUCCAGUUCCAUUCAUUUUUUCACUGAAGUUAGCAAACCUGAUGUAGUCCAAGUGUCAUCCUUAAGGGGGCAAUCUGCAGUUUCCACCCCGCCACUGAUUUGGUAAACAACCAUGGGAUUAAGCUGGAGAGAUAUAACCGCUAUGGAUGCAGUUAAUGACCCUCCAUGAUAAACUUAAGAAUGUUUUAGGCUAGUGCUUUAAGAAUCAAACGAGUAUAUCUAAAUUAAGUCCAAAAAUAUGUGCCAAACGCACAUUGCCCCUUUAACUUUCUAUUUUUUACAAUUCCAAUGGAAUGCACUAAUUAGCACAAAUAUUGUAGUCCUUGUACUAUGGAUACUUUUGUCACUCAUGGAGCAAACACAAGCCCAGAUAUUGAGGCAGGACUGCAUGGAAAUGUUGGAUUCCCCCCCUCCCCGGAAUUGUAUUUUGUACUCGUUUCUGCCACAUUACAGUAUUGGCAAAUUGUUACUAAAUCCCUACAAAUGAUUUCAACCUAAUAUGGAAUACUAUGUAAUGGGACAGUACUAUUGGUACAUGAAUCAACAGAAGUGAAUGCUGGACAUUUUGAAUGGUCUAGUUAGGCGAUGUUCUUCGUUAAUGGUCUUUCUUUAUGCAUCUCGUCUUGGAUGUUUUUUUCCCAAUGUCAAUGGCUAGUGUGAAAAUGAAUCAUUUGUUUAAAUAUAAAACCAUGGCUGUUGUCACCAC
Molecule: messenger RNA, 2489 nt
Organism: Oncorhynchus keta (chum salmon)
Lineage: Eukaryota; Metazoa; Chordata; Actinopteri; Salmoniformes; Salmonidae
Product: glycine receptor subunit alpha-4-like
Exons: 10
Coding region: 200-1654 (484 amino acids)
Biological process (GO): chloride transmembrane transport; signal transduction; chemical synaptic transmission
Cellular component (GO): plasma membrane; synapse; neuron projection
Molecular function (GO): glycine binding; transmembrane signaling receptor activity; transmitter-gated monoatomic ion channel activity
Source: RefSeq, a predicted model, not a curated record